UUUUGCAACCAUCCGUAGUAAACAAUGUCUGGUGGCGCAAACUUUAAAGAGAGAACUGUACAAAAUGUUUUGCUGCAAUUCUUCAAAGAUGACAGAACAAAAGUAAAUGCAGAGGCACUGAAUUUAGUAACAGAACUCCUAAACAUAUUUGUAUCUGAAGCUGUCCUGAGAACAAUUAAUGAGGCAAAGAAAGAUCAUCAGGACCAGAUACCCUUAGAUUAUUUUGAAAAGAUAUUGCCUCAGUUGUUGCUGGAUUUUUGAAGAUUUAAUAAUCAAUUAUUCAUGAAGGAAUAAAGUAUAAAAAUCAAUGAA
This is a messenger RNA of Saccostrea echinata, 312 nucleotides long. Its product is annotated as centromere protein X-like. Gene Ontology annotation, cellular component: Fanconi anaemia nuclear complex; FANCM-MHF complex. Lineage: Eukaryota; Metazoa; Mollusca; Bivalvia; Ostreida; Ostreidae. The transcript has 6 exons. Gene Ontology annotation, biological process: resolution of meiotic recombination intermediates; DNA repair; kinetochore assembly. The record is from RefSeq and is a predicted model, not a curated record. The coding region runs from base 25 to 261 and encodes 78 amino acids.